AUGGCCUCCUUCUUAAAGGGCAUUGCAGCAGUUGUCACCAUCAAUGCCUGUUUGGGAAAUACAGCUUCCUGGCUACACUACAAGGAUAUCAGCAUUCCACCUGUUGGUUUCAACUUCAAGCGCAUGAAGAUUUACAAAUCUAGGGUUGCAGAUGUUAAAAAUGUUUUAAACAACCCACUAAAUGAGCCUGACCGCCAAAGCUUGAUCCCACUGGAGAAGGCUAAGAGCCAUUUUCUAUUCAUUGCUAGCAAGGAUGAUAAGAUCUGGAACAGUGAAUUCUUUGCCAUUGAAGCCACCAAACUCCUGCAGGCGCAUGGGAAGAAGCCUGAGAUAAUCUGCUACUCUGGAGCAGGACAUUACAUUGAACCCCCCUUCUUCCCAUGGCUAAUCCUCUCUCACUCCCCACACCUGUGUCAGCUCCCUUGCGGUGGGACUCACUACCUCCCAGGAUGUAGUUCCCCAGCCUCAGGAGAUGGCCCUUUUCCUGGAAUUAUUGACCUGUAUGGAACUGGUGGAGGGCUGCCAGAAUACAGGGCAUGCCUGCUGGCCAAUCAUGGCUUUGCCACCUUAGCCCUGGCUUACUAUAACUAUGAAGACCUCCCUAAAGAGAUGACAGAAUUCCACCUGGAGUACUUUGAGGAGGCUGUAAACUACAUGCUGGAACACCCUCAGGUUAAAGGUCCGGGAGUUGGCUUGCUUGGAAUCUCCAAAGGGGGUGAGCUAUGUGUGUCUAUGGCCUCCUUCUUAAAAGGUAUUACUGCGACUGUUGUCAUCAAUGGAGCUGUGGCCAAUGUGGGUGCAGUGCUUCGCUACAAGGACAUCACCAUUCCACCUCUUGGGUUCGACCGAAAGCGGCUUAAAAUCGACAAGUCUGGGCUUGUAGAUAUUGUGGACACGUUGAACAAUCCACUAGAGGGGCCUAACCAGCAAAGCUUGAUCCCACUGGAGAAGGCUGAUAGCUGCUUUCUGUUCAUUGUUGGCAAAGAUGAUCGUAAUUGGAAGAGUGAAUUCUUUGCCAUUGAGGGUGCCAAGCGCUUGUUGGCUCAUGGGAAGGAGAAGCCUGAGAUAAUCUGUUACGAAGGAGCGGGACAUUACAUUGAGCCCCCGUACUUCCCGAUGUGUGAAGCCUCCAUGCAUCUGCUGGUGGGCAGCACAGUGGUCUGGGGAGGUGAGCCCAAGGCUCACUCUGAAGCCCAGGUGGAUGCUUGGCAGAAGAUCCAAGCCUUCUUCCACAAAUACCUCAGUAGCAACCAGAGUGAACCCAGCAAGUUGUGAUACACUUAGCUGUGAAGUUGUUCCAUGUAAAAGGUUUCUGGAAUUUCAAAUUUGUUUUAGUGAGUGUAUCUUUGAAUGAGAAUGAAAGAGAAAUUGAGAGAAUAAGAUAUCCUAGCUUCAUUUACAAUGGCAGUGGGUGGGUGGGCCAGAUACCUGGGGUCUAAUUCUUAAUUAUUCUUAAUAAUUAAUAUUUUUCUUCCAAUUUUUCUGCUGCCUUAGCUUUCUGGCCCGCACUUCCGCUCUGUGUGAAGUAGGCUAGGAACUGGAUGAUGAUGGAUGCAAGAUAGGCCUCCAUUUAAGAAUAAUUUUAAGUGAGGAAAGUGGUCCAACCAAGUUGAAAAUUAUUCAGAUUUAUUUCCUCAGUAAGUGUAAGGUGACUUAGCAUCAUCAUUUCUCCUUCCAUUUCUGCUUCCAUUUAUCAGCUUUUCUAGAAGUAGGCCUUCUCUGUAACUUCUCAGCCAAGAUUUUUCUCCUAUUAUUUUCUUCUAUCUGCAAUUAUACAGUCUGCUUCCCUUUCUCAUUUUUUGCCUGACUGUUUGAUAUUCCUGCAUAUCAUUGCAAUUUCUCUGCUUUAAACAUUGUCAGCAUUUUUAUAUCUAACAACAGUGUUUUUUUUCUCCCAAAGUUAGCAGUGUUGUUGACUGGUUGACUCCUGAUCAGACGAUUAAUCUUUCUAUCUCUAGAAAAACAAUCAAGUGCUGUUGGAUUAGUCACACCUGAUACAUAGGUAAACAGCCUGAAUAAACGGUUGGUAUGAAGAGCACGAAUUACACGUUUUCUCCAUGUUCAUUAACUUAUAAAAAUAAGGAACCAGCAGCACUGAGCCUGUUUUAGCUGUGCAAGUUUGCCCACCUAAGCUAUGCCAGGUGGCACAAUGCAGAUCCACAAAACUUCCUUCUAUUGACUCAGCCUCUGUUGUACAGAGGCUAUUAUGUUCCAAAUCAGAUGGUUUUGAAGGGAGAAUUGGGUCCUUAAGAUACAUGUAGUAACUCAUUUCACUUCUAAGCUAAGGUAGAUCUAACCUUGGUCACUAGAGGAGUGACAAAAAUAGGAAAAGUAGUGGAAUGGUUAUGUUGUAACACUACAGCUGUUUCAAAAUGAAUGACAAAGUGGACAGCCCCUCAUCACUUCCUGUACAAUUACUCUACCCUGACUUAUCUAAGGAGAAUUUAGAGGAUUAAAUUGGAAGGGAAGAACUGAAACCAGAGAACUCAUGGAAAUUGUUUAAGACAUGCAACCAUGGCAACAUUUUAUUCUGAUCUUUUUCUCUGUGUAUUCUCACAAUCUUAUCUGCAGACUUUACUGACAAAAGAUUUGUCUGGUUUUUUUUGGGUUUUUUUUUAAGGUGUGCAGAGCAACUACAGUUCCAAUUAAUUUUAACUAAGGCUGUAGGUUUGCAGCCCCUCUGAAAACUGAGUACUAUGUUUUUGCUGUGUUUGCCAUAGUUAAGAUCAUCAUCGCCACAGCUCUGGAUUACAUUUUUUUUUCUCCAUAUGAACAGUUGUUAAAAAAAACAAACAACCCCAAACAUUUUAAUUGCUGGGUCUACAUUGCUGGUAGGAACCAGAAAAUACUCAUAUUGACUUGCAGAACUAAGAUUAGGUUGGCUGGGCUGACAAGUAGAAAACAGCAUAUUUUUAAUUAGAAUGGCACAGGAAAAUUCUGCCUUUCUUAUAUAAUUACUUUUCAGAGUAUAUUUGUUGCUUAAAAGUAAAGGAUUUCACUUGAAGGCAUUUACAAAUAAAUUUGCUUAUGGCAUCUUUGCAGAAGAUGCAUUAGAACAGAUUAGCCCUGCUAUGUACAUACUAGUCAUGUUGGCAAAUAGCAUGAUAUUGUGGAAAACAUGCCCACAAAUAAUAACUCUCUACAUUUCCAUCAAUGAGAGAGUUUUCAAAAAUGCUGAUAACAGAGAUGCCAGUUUUGACAAUAUUUCUGUUCCUGAACUUAAUGACCUUUGCAGUAUUCAUUUAAACUCCAUUCCUCAUAGUUGUUUAGAUUUCUUAGAAAAAGUAGGCUUCUUUUUUUCUCAUAGAGCAAAGUGUAGGUUGAAUGUACUUAUUUUAUUAAUAAUGAGCAGUGAGGUGGUUAGCCAUGUUAGUCACAAGUCAGGCAGAAGGUAGAGCAGGGUGGCAUCUUAGAGACUAACUGGUUCAGAGAGGCAUGAACUUUCAAAGGCAUCUUAGUCAGGUGCUAUGAUUUGGCUAGCAUCUGAUGAAGUAGAUUGUUGCCUAUGAAGAUCAUGCCUGUCUGAACCAGUUAGUCUCUAAGGGUGCCUAUGCAUGUGCUCCAACACAUGCAUUUGAAUUAAUUGCAUUACGAUUAAUCAGGUCUGCUCCGUAUUCUAAUUAGAACGCUCUAGCAUCACAUAUAUAAGCUCCCAUGGGUUUAAAAAUGGCUGUUGCGGUGCUUUAACUAAAGCUUAUUGCGUGCACUUUAGUUAAAGCAUCCUGCAUUCAUUUUUAAAUAUACAAGGGAUUAAUACAUGUGAUGCUGUGGAAUUUUAAUUAGAGCAGCUCUCUGGAAACUGCUCAAAUUAAAAUGCCCCACCUUCCGCCCCCAAGCAUGUGUAUAGGCAGCCUAGAGUGGCAUCCUGUCUUACCUUCUGCUUGACUAUAAAUAAUGUACUUGAGUUAGUUAUCUGAUCUAGGCUAUACAAUGUGUUUCAGUUUCCUGAGUGACCAAGGAGAGAAAUCCACUACAAGAGGCGUCUUGGUCUUGCAAGAUAAAAUUGGAUAAAAAAUAUUCCUGUGACACUCAGUAUUUCGCAGACCUGUGUGAGCACAGAUGAUUGUAGGACUUGGCCAAGGGAAUAAACAAUGGAAGGCUUUGGUCUGUUACUGUGAGGCAGCCACUGAGGAAUAUUUUCUUCCUCCCCAUAUCUUUCACCACUACCAAACAGCUCUGGGCUAUCAGGCAUUACCAUUACCAAAGGGCUGUGAGCUGUUGCUUGAAGUGCCAAUUCCUCCACCCUGGGAAGAGUAAAGAGCUGUUCCUGGGUGUGGGGUUACUGCUGGACCCCUAGGGACUUGACUCAGGGAUUUUUUUGCCUCCUUUCCUGGUAGAAUACGAUCCAUUUCUAAGUAAUGUCACACCAGCUUCAGACUACUGUAUGCGAGUUAAAUAAUAAACGUUAUAAGCUUCUAAAAACACAACUUGUAUGUUUAUUGGGCUGGCAGCUUUUGUCUUCAGAUAUUCCAUGUGCAACAAGCAUGCACAUGUCCUGUCAGGACACAUACAGUUAGCUGUCAGAGACUUACCUAGGAAGGAUUUGUGCCCCGGGGCUGCCAUUCUUGUACCUGCUCUUAUUUGGUGCCUAGGACUGGUGGCCUGCUAGCCUACCCCUAGAUAUACUACAGUUAACUUUGUUCCCUCUGAGACUUGCGGGGCUGAGCAGGAUUUUUCCUGCAUUUGCUUCUCCUAGAUAGUGAGAACUACUGGGGUGUUAGAUGCCAAAACUGACAGGAGAGAGUCUGUCCUGUCCCUCAGUGCCUCCACUGCUGGCACCCUGGUAGUGUAAAAGUGAAGGAAGAAGCAGCCAGAUUUGGCAAUUGUAGAGGAGUGAGGAGAAAAGGACAAAGGCAGACUAAAGGACAAAGGCACACUGUCACUUCAAGAUCCAAAUGAAAAUCAGGAAAAACUGUCAGAGGUGACUAGCUGGUCUUUGCUCUUGCUUCUUUGUUAAUUGGGGACUGGACUACAUGGAACGUGUGAAGAUUACACAUGGAUAAGUUGGUUUGUUGAGGUUCUUAUUGCUAUUCUUGUCAUUAAUCACCAGGCAAAGGUCUGUCAGCUGCAACAUUUAAGUUGAAGAAAGAACAGCGGGACACACUGAAUUAGAUAAGACUGAUCUUUUAAGACAGAUGAUCACCAGUGUCUUGCAUAUCUUUUUCCAUUCUAUUUGGCAACAGUAUUGACUUGCAGGGAGGAACAGAAAAUCUGGAGGGCUUAACUUGUAGUAUGUUACAUGUAACAGCAUGUGACAUGUUGAGUAUAUAAAGGAAACAGUAAGGGGUCCCAGAUACGUUGCAAAUAGUUUCCAUGUCACUGUCCUGUUCCUGUGCUGUAGCUCCAUUUUUCCUUGAACUGGCAGCACAUCUCAAGAGGAGAUGAGGGAAACAGUUCAUACCUUCUGUAGAAGUACUGUUUCAGGUCAUCUACAUGCCCUGGUGUUGGGUACCUUCUGUUCAUGCUUUCAAGUUCUCUGCACAAGUGAAGGUUAAAAACAUUUUGUUUAAUUGCUGAGAUUUAUUUUCAUCAUGUGAGGCUAGAAGUUGGGGCUCUAACCACAGGGUCUGUAAAGCUAGAUCCAAAAAAAAAAAGAAAAAGAUGAGAGAAAUUUAAGAGCCAAAUCUAAAUGUGCACUCCUGAAAAUUCAUGUCCAGCCACCACCUAAAUCUGGAGGCACCUCAGCUGUAUAGGUCCCUUUGGUUUGGGCCUUUAACCUUUCCCAGGUGUCUAAGUUGUGCUUCUUCACCAAAGCAUCUCAGUCUUGAGGAGGCUGAGCAGCUUGGAGCCUCUCACACCGCAGCAGCCUCUUCCUUGUCAGAAACUAUGUUCCUUUGCCUAGUUUCUGGAGGGACUCAAUCCAGUAGGUGGUCUUGGAGCACACUUAAUGGAUGAGUGUCACUAUGCAAUGCAGUGGGAGGUGCCCUACUUUCAAAAUGGAAGAGAAGGCCCUGCCUCUCCUUUUAUAUAUCAAGCUAGUGGACAGAUCAUUCCUGGGGGGCUUUGGAGAUUGGGUUCUUGCUCUGAAUGAUGAAUAAAUCAGGGACCCCAGGAUUGAUUUCAGUUGGCUUUAUUAAUUUAUGCUCUUUGUUCAACCUCCCCAAAGCCAGGAGUACCCAGUCUGAGAUUCUCUCAGGGUGUUGCUCCUGGAUCCUGCUUGCCCAUCUUUCAGCAUUUGCUUUUGAAACACCUUGCAUCUGGGUCUUCCCCCAAGUUAGAUGCCAGGGCUGAGGCUGGUGGGCAGGAGGAGAGGGGAAAGCACACUUGGCCUACAUCCAGCUCCACCUUUGCUGCUUUUGUCUCCCAUCCUGGCCUCGCCUGGGUGCUGGGCAAGCUCCCAGCAGGCCAAUAAAGGGCUUUGUCGCACUUUCACUUGCAAGGGCCACAAAGCCUGGGGACGCAGUGGCCUGCUGCCAUCAGAGGGUGCUAAGGAUCUAACCCCCUCACCUGACAGGGAGCAACCGGUUGAGCCUACCCCUAGGCAGCGCAUAGUCCAGGGUGACUACCCUCACGGGAGACCCUAUCCCCACCUGAAAUCUGCUCUUCUGGCAUCCGCACUGGGCACCAGGCUCAGGGGGAGGACUGGUCUUUCCUAGACACCAGCUGCCCCCUGCCCCGACUCCCCUCCCCUGCAGCUGCUGGAGGACUGUUGUGUCGUGUUGUGAAGCGGCCGCUGUGUUGCACUGCGGUGCUCCCUCCUCGCCGCUGCCAGGAGUGAGGGAGGUGGGCUGGGAGCGGCACCGCAGCACCCUCCCCCCUCUCUCGGCCAGCCCUGCCGGGUCCUAAAUAUGAAGCAAUCGUACUGGGAGCUCAGCAUUAUCAUAUUUCCUGAAACACAUGCAAACACGUCUUAUUUCUGUUGCCUUGCUCACUGCAGCGAGUGCGAACCGGGUCACCGAAGUUGAAGCUUUCUUUGAGGCGAGCAGCACCCACAAAAGUCAGCUCAGACUCCCCGAGAGGGGCUCGGGUCGUACACGGGCUGCCUCAAAAAUGACCGUACUUUUUGAGCAAUUUUACUAUUAUUUCUUGCUUGCGCGUGGCAGAGGGUUGAAGCGACGGCACCGAUACAGCCAUUACGAUACACCAGGCAGGCGACGCUGCCCUCGGCCCGCCCGCGCUCGAUUGAG
Molecule: messenger RNA, 7127 nt
Organism: Alligator sinensis (Chinese alligator)
Lineage: Eukaryota; Metazoa; Chordata; Crocodylia; Alligatoridae
Product: acyl-coenzyme A thioesterase 1
Exons: 4
Coding region: 1-1275 (424 amino acids)
Biological process (GO): fatty acid metabolic process; acyl-CoA metabolic process
Molecular function (GO): fatty acyl-CoA hydrolase activity
Source: RefSeq, a predicted model, not a curated record